This is a messenger RNA of Fopius arisanus, 2427 nucleotides long. It is a transcript of the gene bur, whose product is annotated as GMP synthase burgundy. Gene Ontology annotation, molecular function: GMP synthase (glutamine-hydrolyzing) activity; ATP binding; GMP synthase activity. Lineage: Eukaryota; Metazoa; Arthropoda; Insecta; Hymenoptera; Braconidae. Bases 199 to 2346 code for a protein of 715 amino acids. The transcript is spliced from 5 exons. The record is from RefSeq and is a predicted model, not a curated record. Gene Ontology annotation, cellular component: cytosol. Gene Ontology annotation, biological process: GMP biosynthetic process.
UAUCAGUGGUUUACUGGCAUUGUGGCUGAUUGUGGCGAUGAAUGGCCGCCUCUUUCAGUGUGCCCCAACUCUGUUUUUCUCCAAUUCAUUAAUUUCCAAUUUAGUGGAGCGUGUAUAAAAAUAAUCAUCACCCCAUUAACACAGUGUAACUGAGAAUCGCGUGGUUAUCGCUGAAUCCUGGGACCGUUGCACGUUACAAUGGACAAAACAACCGAUGGACUGACGUUCCAUUCAGACAGAAAUAAUGGUGCUGAAGAUGUACCAAUGACUCUGGCCAAUGUCGAUGAGAGAGUUGCUAUCCUUGAUGCUGGUGCUCAGUAUGGGAAGGUGAUCGAUCGUAAAGUCCGAGAAUUGAAUGUUGAGUGUGAAAUUCUACCGUUAGACACACCGGCAUAUGUGUUGAAAGAAAAAGGAUACAAGGCCAUAAUAAUAUCUGGCGGUCCAAACUCAGUGUACGCCGAGGACGCGCCUCGAUACGACGGCGAUAUCUUCCGAAUAGGUAUUCCAGUACUUGGGAUUUGCUAUGGGAUGCAGAUGAUGAAUAAAGAAUUCGGUGGUACGGUAAUAAGAAAAGAAGGCAGAGAGGAUGGACAAUUUUCGAUUGAAGUAGACACCAAGUGCCUGUUAUUCAAAGGCCUUGAGAAAGACCAAUUAGUGCUGCUUACCCACGGUGACAGUAUAGACAGGGUUGCUGAUUGUUUCCGUACAACAGCUAAAUCAUCUAACUUCAUUGUUGGUAUAGCCAGUGAUAAAAUGAAUCUGUACGGAGUACAAUUUCAUCCCGAGGUAGAUUUAACACCAAAUGGAAAACAAAUGUUACACAACUUUUUAUUCGGCGUUGUUGGAUUGUCCGGUAAUUACACAAUGAGAGGACGCGAGGCAAUGUGCAUUCAGUACAUAAGAGAGACAGUUGGUAAUAAUAAAGUACUGCUGUUAGUAAGCGGUGGAGUUGAUUCAACUGUUUGUGCUGCACUACUUCAUAAAGCAUUGAAUAAAGAACAAGUUAUUCCAUUGCACAUAAAUAAUGGCUUCAUGCGCAAAGGUGAAACACCAUUUGUUGAGCAGAGUUUGGCUCAAUUGGGUAUUAAACUUCGGAUUGUUAAUGCUGCUCACAACUUCAUGGAGGGCACAACUUCAGUACCACUUGAUAACAUAUUGCCAGCUAAUGCUGUUAAUAAUAAGGGAAUUGGUGGUACGCCGAUAAGUCCAAGGACAAGAUUAACGAAAAUGCUGUGUCAAACGACGAAUCCUGAGGAGAAGAGGAAGAUCAUUGGUGAUGUCUUUGUGAGGGUGGCCAAUGAUGCUAUGGCUGAGAUGGGACUCAAACCGGAAGAGGUUUUUCUUGGACAGGGAACACUCAGACCUGAUCUUAUCGAGAGCGCCAGUGCAUUGGCAAGUGGCAAAGCUGAUGCUAUUAAAACUCACCACAACGACAGUGAGCUCGUCAGAGCCCUCAGAGAUCAGGGGAGAGUUGUGGAGCCCCUGAAAGAUUUUCAUAAGGAUGAAGUACGACAAAUUGGGUGUGACCUUGGAUUACCAUCUCCUCUCGUACAACGACACCCUUACCCUGGCCCUGGACUGGCAAUUCGUAUUCUCUGCGCUGUUGACCCAUUCAUGGACAAAGAUUUCUCAGAGACUCAAGUAAUUGUAAAAAUAAUGGCAGAGUACGAGCAAAUGCUUCAGAAGAAACAUGCAUUAUUGAAUCGCGUUGAGGGUGCGACAAGUGAUGGCGAACGUCAGUGCUUGCGAAGGGUAUCGAGUAGUCACCAUAUCGCAGCAACACUCUUGCCAAUUCGUAGCGUUGGUGUUCAAGGCGAUCGAAGAAGUUACAGUUACGUAGUUGGCCUGUCCCUCGAGGAAGUUGCACCAGAGGCCAUCAACUGGGAUGACCUAGUCUUCCUCGCGAGACUCAUACCUCGUGUGUGUCAUAAUGUUAAUCGUGUUUGCUACAUAUUUGGCCCGAUGGUACAUCAUCCAGUAACAGACAUCACCCCAACACAUUUGACAUCGAAUGUCAUAUCAACACUCAGGCAGGCUGAUCAUUUAGCUAAUCAAGUAUUGGUUGGUAAUGGUUGCAUGGGGGCAAUCAGUCAAAUGCCUGUUAUUCUCAUUCCUGUGCACUUUGAUCGUGACGCUGCCUCUAGAGCACCAUCAUGCCAGCGCUCUGUCGUACUCAGGCCAUUCUGCUCCAGUGAUUUCAUGACUGGUACACCUGCCAUACCAGGAAAUCAGUUACCGGUGCAUGUGGUGAAGAAAAUCGUAACUGAAAUAUCAACCGUACCCGGUAUCUCUCGUGUUUUGUACGAUCUAUCAUCGAAGCCCCCAGGCACAACCGAGUGGGAGUAGUAAACAAUUGAUUCCCACAUCAAUCCCAGCCCCCCUCUUUCUAUUUUUUCACCAUCCAUUGCGCAUAACAACAACCGAAAA